Molecule: messenger RNA, 3825 nt
Organism: Carassius gibelio (silver crucian carp)
Lineage: Eukaryota; Metazoa; Chordata; Actinopteri; Cypriniformes; Cyprinidae
Product: rho GTPase-activating protein 24
Exons: 10
Coding region: 440-2695 (751 amino acids)
Biological process (GO): wound healing, spreading of epidermal cells; signal transduction; negative regulation of Rac protein signal transduction
Cellular component (GO): focal adhesion
Molecular function (GO): GTPase activator activity
Source: RefSeq, a predicted model, not a curated record
UCCCUCUGAGGUCGCAGUCUUUGUCCGUGUGUGUAUCUGUAGGGCUCUUGUAGUGUGUGAGGACUGUCUCAAAUGUGUGUACGCCCCCCGUGGCCGUCCUGAGAGCAAACGGAGGCUGUCGUUUUCCCCCCAGAGACCCCAAUGCAGAUGGUGUGAGCAGUGAGGGGAAAAGUUUAUGACAGCUCUACUGCUGUCGGUUCACUGCUGCCCCAUGGAGCUUUUCGAUUUUACGGUUGCAGCUAUAGACUUUUUCCCGGGCUGUUUGACUCAGUAAUGCACUUGUAUUGGACAGAGUCACGCUCGGGAUUGAUUCUUGGAUCACAGUGAAUGCUGUACCGGUCUGAGUCACGCUCUGGAUGUGUUUUGGGUUUUAUUGGAUUUUUUUUUCUGUGGAUGUUCUCUGGAUAGCAGUUUUUAAGGAAGUUCUGUUGGUUUGGUCAUGGACGAGCAGGCCGGUAGCGCAGGCAGCAGCCCUCAUCACGGCCGUGGAUCGGCCAGGCGGGACGUUCUCCGCUGCGGUUGGCUCCGGAAGCAAGGAGGCUUCGUGAAGACCUGGCACACGCGUUGGUUCGUCCUGCGAGGAGACCAGCUGUACUACUACAAAGAUGAGGACGAGACCAAAGCGUUGGGCACCAUUUUCCUACCUGGCAACAGAGUCACCGAACAUCCCAGCAAUGGGGAGGAAGGCGGAAAGUUCCUAUUUGAAGUCAUCCCAGGGGGCGACAGGGAGCGAAUGACAUCCAACCAUGAGACAUAUCUACUUAUGGCCAGCACACAGAAUGACAUGGAGGACUGGGUAAAGAGCAUCCGCAGGGUGAUAUGGGCUCCAUUUGGAGGAGGAAUUUUUGGUCAGAAGUUGGAAGAGACGGUUCGAUAUGAACGUCGUUAUGGCAACAGGAUGGCGCCCAUGCUGGUGGAGCAGUGCGUGGACUUCAUCCGCCACAGGGGUUUACGAGAAGAAGGGCUCUUCCGUUUGCCUGGACAAGCCAACCUCGUCAAAGAGCUUCAGGAUGCUUUCGACUGUGGAGAGAAGCCGUCUUUUGACUGUAACACAGACGUUCACACCGUGGCAUCAUUGUUGAAGCUGUAUUUAAGAGAGCUGCCUGAGCCAGUCAUCCCGUUCUGUAAAUACGAAGAGUUUCUGGCCUGCACCAAACUCCUCAGCAAAGACCAGGAUGCAGGAAUGAAGGAAUUAAGAAAGCAAGUAGAAGGUCUACCUACAGUAAACUACAAUCUGCUUAAAUACAUAUGCAAGUUUUUGGAUGAAGUUCAGUCCUACUCAGGUGUGAAUAAAAUGAGUGUACAGAAUCUGGCUACAGUCUUUGGGCCAAAUAUUCUGAGGCCAAAGGUUGAGGACCCAGUGACUAUAAUGGAAGGCACAGCACUGGUUCAGCAGCUGAUGGCUGCUCUGAUCGGUCAGCACGAUGUUCUUUUCCCACCCGAUGAGGACCACAGUAGCACCCUGGAACUGGUUAAUAAUAACAACAAUGAGACUCAGAAACGACCUACGAAUGGUCAGCUACAAAACAAAGAGAACAAUAACACCAGUGGGGUGCGACAGUGCACUUGGGACGCACCAGAAUCACCCAGCCGGGUUCCUCUGGACAACGGCUCUCCCCGUUCGGGCAGCCCACGUAAUGGUUUUACAGGACAGCGUUUCGAGGUGGCCCGCAGUCCGCCACUAGCAGUGAAAAAGAACCCAGCGUUUUGCAAAGGGAGCGGGAUUGUCACCAACGGAUCAUUCAGCUCGUCAUCGUCAUCCUCAGGUGACGCCAAUCAGGAGAAAAGUCAGGCUCUAUCAAACAUGGGAACCCUUCAUGCCCGUCGGACGGGUGCGAUAAAAGGCUCGGGCACCAAAAUGGGUGUCCAGAAUAGCAUCGUCCGAAUGGGCGUAUCCAGCACAGACGUGACGAAUGGGACUCUAAAUGGACGGAAUGGACUCUGGGUUCCCAACGGUCACGCCACGAUGCGCGAGGCUAAAAGUCGAGAUGCAGAGCACCAGCAGAACCGCCUGUCCACGUACGACAACGUCCACAUCCAUCAACAGCAGAUGACACAGCCCUGUCUGAGCAGCAGCUGUGAGGACAAACAGAGCUUGGAUAGCGCCACAUGGUCCACCUCGUCUUGCGAGAUCUCCCUUCCCGGAAACUCGACUUCUUGCCGCUCCUCCACAACCACGUGCCCAGAGCAGGACUUCUUUGGCAACAACUUUGAGGAUCCUUUGUUGGACGGGCCAGUACAGGAGGACAGCGGACCGGCGGUUGACGAUAGGGAGCAGCGGACCAGUAACAGUGGAGGCCGGGGAAGCAGAGGAACCAGCAGCAGCGAUAACAGCGAAACCUUUGCCAUUACAAAUGGGCCGACCAAUCACAGUGCACUGCAUAGCCUGGUGGCCAGUCUCAAACAGGAAAUGCUCAAGCAGAAGAGUGAAUACGAGGCAAGGAUUAAGAGUCUGGAACUUCGGAAUCUAGAGUUGGAGACGGUGAUGGCGAAUCUACACGAAGAGCUUGACCAGGAGAAGAAGAAAUACACCAUGGUGGAGAUCAAGCUGAGAAACGCAGAGCGAGCCAAGGACGACGCGGAAAAGAGAAACGAGAUGUUGCAGAAAGAGAUGGAGCAGUUCUUUUCCACCUUCGGAGACCUGACCGCAGACCCGCGACGGCCCGACAGAGCCAACACCAUCUGGAUCCAGUGAGCCGUUAACAUUUCACAGCAUCUUUGCACGUUCGGUGCAAAAGUUCGACACGGCUGAGUGAAGCCCAUUGAGCCAAAAUUUUCAGAACUGAAGGUGGACCAGUUUUUGGAUUGAACCAAUUGGAUCAUGAAAAGGGAUGAUGGGACGAUAAGGUGAGAUGUUUGUCAAAACGAAAAGAAGGUGACUCAGAGUAUUGACCAGAGAGUGAACGGUAAGAGGAACUCGAAGAGAUUUUAAUGAAUGAAUUACAUGAAUGAACAUUGAGUUUUAGAUGAUGGAAAACUCCUGAAGGAAGACAGAGGCACGAAUGUCACUCGUAUUUCUUCUUGUGAUCCAACCAAAUGUGUCCUUGAGCUGUCAUGUGUCCUCUUGUGUACAUAAACAAUGUUCAAAAUUCCACGAUGGUAAACAAAUGUCUGUAUAAAUGCAAAUUAAUGUUUAUUGUAUGUACUGAUAUUUAAACAGAGAAUUGUCAAUGUGUUACGUAUACAUUUUAUAUCAAGGCUUUUCCUUGCACUUAAAGCAUACGAGUUGCUAUGUUGUUUUUCAGUGUGGUACGAUGUGAGAUGUGGCAAAUUUUUCAACAUCAGUCUUGCCUGUUGCUUUUUUGCUUAAUUUAUCACCGCAUAUAAAACAUUUUCUUCAUCAGUAUUAAAAAGAAUAUAUGUUUUUUAGGCAUAAAUCUAACAGUUAAGGGCAGGUUUUGCUUAAAAUAAAUAUAUAUAUAUAUAUAUAUAUAUAUAUAUAUAUAUAUAUAUAUAUAUAUAUAUAUAUAUAUAUACACAUACAUAUUAUGAUAAGGUGUUUUUAUUCAAAAUAUUGAUGAAGAACCUGAUUUUUUGCAGUGUCACAGUGUUCUCCACAUGACCAAAACCAAGUAGAUGAGGAGAGCUGUAAAUACUUGUGAAAACAGUGCAAGUGCUCAGCCUGUCUUUAUCGUUGGUGCAUGUCACACAUCAUUUGCUUUCAGCGGUGCUAGACGGGAGGAAGUCUGUUAAAAUGAAGUCUGAGAUGGGGUUUGUUCAUCUCCCGGACCAUGUGGGGUCAUUUGCCUUGUCGCAGCUGUUCAUGCUUCUACUGUAGCUCGAUGCAUUUAUUGAAAUGCAAUGAAAUUAAAUUAUGUGACCUCA